Aspergillus clavatus NRRL 1 is the source of this 2682-nucleotide messenger RNA. RefSeq names its product putative APSES transcription factor (MbpA). Gene Ontology annotation, molecular function: transcription coactivator activity; protein binding; DNA binding. Gene Ontology annotation, cellular component: MBF transcription complex; SBF transcription complex. The coding region runs from base 1 to 2682 and encodes 893 amino acids. The transcript is spliced from 3 exons. Lineage: Eukaryota; Fungi; Ascomycota; Eurotiomycetes; Eurotiales; Aspergillaceae. The record is from RefSeq and is a predicted model, not a curated record.
AUGACUUCCAACAACCAUCUUCCUCCGCGACCUAGCUUGUCCAUGUCGUACUCUCAGAGCAGCAUGGGCUCCGCCAACGGGAUUGCCUUUUCUCAGUCUCAGAUGGGUUCUUUUAAUGCUUCUCAGUCGAUCGCGUCAACACCCCGAGCAACACCCCCUCCGAAAAACUCCCAACAGUCGAUGUCUUUCAACUACCCGAACGGUCUUCCUGGCGGUCCAAGAGGUGGAUUUGGGACAUUUGAUGAUAUGAAUGGCUAUGGGCCAAUGGUUCAAUUUCAUGAGGAAUACAAGCCCCAGAUAUACAAGGCUGUCUACUCUAAUGUCUCUGUCUACGAAAUGGAAGUCAACGGAGUCGCGGUGAUGAAACGUCGCUCCGAUUCUUGGUUGAAUGCUACUCAGAUUCUCAAAGUCGCUGGUGUGGUCAAAGCCAGGAGAACAAAAACACUCGAAAAGGAGAUAGCGGCCGGUGAACAUGAGAAGGUCCAGGGAGGAUAUGGCAAAUACCAAGGCACAUGGGUGAACUACCAGAGAGGCGUAGAUCUUUGUCGCGAGUACCAUGUCGAAGAGUUACUGAGACCGCUUCUCGAAUACGAUAUGGGCCCCAAUGGUACUGCCAACACCGGGCCGGAUACUCUGGACACUCCUACCAAGGAACAAGCAAUGGCGGCACAGAGGAAACGGAUGUAUAGCGGUAUGGAUAAUCGUGGGAUGUCGCAACCGCAGCAGGGUACCUUCUUCCAGAAUAUCUCACGCACCGCCGCCACGGCCGUCAACGCCAUCAGCAAAGCUCGUUUCGAUUCCCCUGCGGUAAGGGGUGUCGAUAGCAAGCGCACGAGCGUCAUACGGAAACCGUCGCAGCAGAUGACCUCUCAGGAGUCUCAGCUCCCUGCAUUCAGCAGCCAGCAGAGCAUGUACAGCGUGGCCUCGGACAGCGUGUUUGGGAGCAAUGCCCUGAGCAAUGGCCGAUUCAACGGCCCCGAUGUUGCAAGUUUCGAGCCAGAAGAGUCUAUUGAGCCACCUCGCAAGCGUGUCAGAUCAUCAUCCAAUCAUGUACCCUCCUUUGGGCUUCAUCGGGAGCCUUCAUCACUAUCCAUGCAAGAGCCCACACCUACGGAACCUAAUGACUCGUUCUACCAGGAAAUGGAUGGGCCGAUCUCAUUGAUGGAUAGUAACAGACGGGGCUCUGAUCCUCUUCCUCCUGCCACGACCCCCGAACGGUUCCAGAAAAUGAAACUUAUCAUGACACUGUUCCUCGACAAGAGGACGAAGGAUUUUUCCAAACACCCUGCAUUGCUGCAACUCACCAGUGAGGAUCUGGAGAUCCCACUUGAUGAGUAUCGGAACAAUGCCCUUCAUUGGGCUGCAAUGCUUGCUCGGAUGCCGCUCGUUUAUGCGCUUGUUGAAAAAGGUGUGAGCAUCUACCGCCUGAAUGGUGCGGGUGAGACUGCCUUGCAGAAGUCAGUGGGGACAAGGAAUAACCUUGAUUAUCGGAGUUUCCCGCGCUUACUGCAAGUGCUUGCCCCCACAAUUGACAUGGUUGACUACAGUGGGCGGACGAUUCUACAUCAUAUUGCGGUGAUGGCCGCUACUGGUGGUGGUGGGCACGUGUCUGCAAAGCACUAUCUGGAGGCUCUUCUAGAAUUUAUUGUUCGUCACGGAGGCACUUCUGUCAGCCAGAAACCUGCAGAUGGGACUGUGGGUAACAAGACUGGCGAAGUCAUAACCUUGGGCCGCUUUAUUUCAGAAAUUGUCAAUCUUCGGGAUGAUCAAGGAGACACCGCGCUAAAUCUUGCUGGGCGAGCGCGCUCUGUUCUGGUGCCUCAAUUGCUGGAGGUCGGCGCAGAUCCCCAUAUACCCAACCACACGGGUCUGCGGCCAGCUGAUUAUGGUGUUGGUGUGGAUAUGGUGGAUGGCAACGCUCAAGCCCAACCGGGCGGAAACAGAAAUGAUUCUUUCAUUGACCAACUUGCCAAAACAAAGAAAGAGAUAUUCGAUGCAACGAUGGCUCAAAUAAGCACAAUCGUCCAGGAGACGUUAACUAGCUUUGAUAAGGAACUAGCCUCCGACUUGUCCAAAAAGCAAGAGAAAUUCGACCAUUGGCACUCGAAAAUACGUGAGACAGCAAAAGCUCGUCAAAUCGAGCAAAAGAGACUUGACGAGCUCAAGACUAAGUCCUCGGAUCGAGUGCAAUUGAGUCGACGGAUUAAAAAUCUAGAACGCUCGUCCGAAGAUCUCCUAAUGAUGCUCAAGGACAUGCAUGGUGGGCAUUUCGAGCCUUCGAAAAUGACCAUCAUCGGCGAUGCGGACAAAGACUCUGGUGUCAGCAUAUCUGAAUUUGAAUCCAUCUUUCCCGAAACAUUCGAUCCCACAUCCGGUUUCUCCGAGAAACAGGUAGCUUAUCUGAGUUCUUUGGCUUCUCCCGAGAUUUUGCAGCAACGGGUACAAUGUUAUCAAGAGUUUAAUCAGGAGAUUUUGAGUGAGGUGGAUCGCCUGAAGUCCAAGAAUGUCGUGCUAGGCCAGAACUACCGUCGAAUGGUGAUGGCCUGCACGGGUUGGACUGCUGAACAAGUCGACGAAGCUGCCGAAGGUUUAACGCAAUGUGUUAAAGAGUUAAAUGACAACCCUGUUCCAGAGGAUGAGGCUAUCGAGAUCCUAAUGAGAGAUAGAGGUCAGGACUGGUGA